UGCGCCUGCGCGCUGGGGACAACCGUUGCAGGGCGCCCACGGCCCUGAGGGGGGACGGUCGCCGUAGACACCCUCUCUUUUCGGCCCUGAGGUACCCGGCCUAGUGGCCCAGGACGUUCCGGUCGCAUGGCGGAGUGCUGCGGACGAUGCCCAUGAAGUUCUUAGUCCUUCUAGUUGCGCUGUUGCUGUGGCCUUCGUCCGUGCCGGCCUAUCCGAGCAUAACUGUGACGCCUGACGAAGAACAAAACUUAAAUCAUUAUGUAGAAGUUUUACAGAACCUAAUACUAAGUGUUCCUACUAGGGAGCCAGGUCCUGAGAAAAAAUCGAAGUCUCCAAAUAAUGUUCAUUCUAUAGGACCGAAGGUAUCAAGAUUAAAGGAGAUAAUCACACAUGGAGACGUUUCUACUGAAAAUAAUGUUUUAAUCAAUCGUAUCAGUGAAGACACCACAGCUUCCCCUACUGGAGGCUUCACACUGGAAGUAGAGAAGAAGAAAACUACCAAAAGUACAGCAUUCUGGUCGAUUAAACCAAAAAAUAUUUCUAUUGUGUUACACACAGAUGAACCGUUUAUUGUAAAAGAGCCAGAGCCAGAGCCGGAACUGGCACGAACUGAGGCACCAAAGCCACGGCCAAACGUUACUGAGACAUCCCCAAGUCCAGAUGUCACCUCAGGCCAACCGUUUAUUACCUCUUCAAGUAGGAGCACUGACGUGGAUACGGUCACAGAACUAGAAGAUGUUCCUCAGCUCUCAGGUGAAUAUGAAAUGGAAAAAUCGGACGCACUAACAUUUGAAAAACGCCCACAGAUUCUGAGUAUUGAAGACAUUUUGAAAAAAAUUUCAGAUAUUCAUUCACAGGUACAACGGGUACCUCUUGCUGAGAGCCUCAAGCCAGAAUACAGAGAGGACAUUCGAGCCUCUAGAGAGCACCUAAAACGGAGCCUUGCUUUAGCAGAAGCAGCGGAACAUAAACUACAAAAGAUGUAUAAAUCCCAGCUGUUACCACUAGGACAAAGCAGUGACACUGGAAUUGAUGACGUUGAAACUGUUAUUAACAUGCUGUACAAUUCCAGAUCUAAAUUGUCUGAAUAUUUAGAUAUUAGACAUGUUCCGCCAGAAAUGAGAGAAAAAGCUACUACAGUAUUCAAUACAUUGAAAAAAAUAUUAUGUGUAAGUCAACUAGAAACUCAAAACCUUAUUAGGAAGUUAUUAAACAAUAAUAUAAAAAUUUUAAACCUACUUGAUGUUCCACGACAAAGUUGAUUUAAGCGAACUGUGCAUUCAUUUCACUGGAGAAAUAAACAUAUUAGUGAUUCACAAGUUGUAUGAAAAUAUUUUCUAUUGUUCAAUGUGCUAACAUCUUUCCAUGUCAUAUAUUAUAAAAAAUUUUCAUAUGCAUGAAAGCCUAAUAAUUUAAAAUAAAAUUUUGGUUCAGGAGUUUGUAGUUUUUUCUCAUUAAUUAACUUUAAAAGUUAUGAAGAUCUUUGAUUUUACUUGAAUAGAUUAGUUAAAUUCACCCAUUUUAUAAGAGUUAAGAGACCAUGUGCAAUCUGUAUGUAGCCUGUUUUAAAUAAAUGAAUAUAAAUGUAAAAUUUUAGGAUAUAUGGUCUUUAUUACUCUUUGAGAGAAUCUGAGUUUUCUCUCUGAAUAACAAAGUUGGAACUUGAAUCAGCACUUUUAUUUGAAUAUCUGUCUGCCUCCUUUGAAAGGUGGAUGGUAUAUGAAGAUACGUCCCUGUUUCUUUGUUGUUAAGUACUUUUGGAGUAUCAGUGAGUGGUUGUAACUUGGAUUUGUAAUAUAGCCAUUCCUAUGAUUGCUGAGAAGCAUUCGUGGAUUUUAAGCAAAAGAUGGGUAUGAUCAAAUUUGUGUUUUUAAAAAAACCACUCUGGCUGCAGUUUUGGAGGCAGACAAAAGUAGAAGUGCACUAAGCAAAGGCCAAAUUUAGCUUGGACUAGUUCGAAAUAAGUGUUAGUUUAGAAGUAGAAUCAACAGUAUUUGGUGAUUGCAUGGACAUAGAGACUGAGAGAGUAGCAGGGAUCAAAAAUAAUUUCUACACAAUUAGCUAGAUCAUAAAAGGACCACGUAGGUUUUGUUUCACAAUAACACUCUUUACUGUUUCCUGUUGCUUGUUUUUCUUUAUUUUUUAAUUUUGUGUGUGUGUUGCUUAUUUUUAAAAUUAAUUUUACUCUGGAAGAUUUCAAACAUGUGAAAAAGUAAACAGAUUAAUGUAAUAGAUCUAUGUACCUAAUGUCCAG
Neomonachus schauinslandi (Hawaiian monk seal) is the source of this 2254-nucleotide messenger RNA. It is a transcript of the gene SPESP1, whose product is annotated as sperm equatorial segment protein 1. Gene Ontology annotation, cellular component: acrosomal vesicle. Gene Ontology annotation, biological process: acrosome reaction; fusion of sperm to egg plasma membrane involved in single fertilization. The coding region runs from base 147 to 1262 and encodes 371 amino acids. NCBI's taxonomy places the organism in Eukaryota, Metazoa, Chordata, Mammalia, Carnivora, Phocidae. The transcript is spliced from 2 exons. The record is from RefSeq and is a predicted model, not a curated record.